GCGAGUGGUCGGGUCAGCUUCAAGUGCCACCGUCGCAUGUGAGCACUCACUCUAUUCGUGCAGUUGCCAGUUGGUGAUUCGCUGUUCCGCAUGAAGAACUACCUCGUCGAGCGCGAGCUUGCGCAUGCCUUGUACGGCCGCGUGCUGCUUUGUCGCGACAGUACGCAGCGGGUCGUCGUCAAGCGGCUCGACCUGCGCGCGGCCGCCGAGCGCCGGUCGGUCGACGACGGCCGCCUCGUCGCCGAGGACGCGACCAUGGAGAAGCACGUGCACGGGCUCCUUGCCCACGCGCACAUUGUUGCGCUCCACGAGACCUUUUGCGCCGACGGCUAUGACCACUUUGUCAUGGAGUACUGUCCGCGCGGCGAGCUGUUCCAGGAGCUCCAGCGACAGCCUUCGCAGCGCUUCCAGCCGACGCGCGCGCACGACUGCUUCAUCCAGAUCGCGACCGCCGUGGCCUUUAUGCACGAGCGCGGCUUUGCGCACUGCGACCUCUCGCUCGAAAACGUAUUUGUCGACGCGACCUUCAACUGCAAGGUCGGCGACUUUGGCCUCGCGUCGCCGACAGCCGCGCGCAAGCUGACGCCGGUCGGGAAGCGCAUCUACAUGGCGCCCGAGAUGCUCUUGCCUGGCGGCUACGCACCCGACAAGGCCGACGUGUGGGCGCUUGGCAUUAUGCUCUUCAUCAUGCUCACGGGCUGCCCGCUCUUUGGCCGCGCCGACGACAGCGACAGCGUCUUCCGCUACGUGCAGGCGCAUGGCCUCGUUGGCGUCCUCCGCGGCUGGAAGCUUGACCACGUCGUGAGCAAGGACUGCCUCCACCUCCUCAAGAAGCUCCUCGAUGUCGACCCGAAGCGCCGACCAGCGAUGAAGACCGUCAUGAAGCACCCCUAUGUACGCGACGGCCUCCGGUUCUUUGAGAUCGGCGACCACGUCGGCCGGUUCUUUAAAGCGCUCUGGACGACACCUCGCGAGUGGCGCCGGUCCGAGGCGUCGGCGCCGACACAAGGCGCGAAGAAGAAGCGGCCACCCCGCUCGAGUAUUUAUUAACAAGGACAGUGGUACACAGCGUGUUGCGCUUGGAUCGUCGGCGUCCAAGGAAGACGCCGACGAUCGUUGUUGGGUCAUGCUCACCCAACUACGAAGACAAGCCAUGUCGACCACCGAUUAUGGAAGACGCCACGGACCAUCAUCGCACGAGAAGGUGCGUGUGUCAUGCUGUGGACAGCAUGUGCAUGAUACAGCACUGGCCCCAUUGUGCGUCUCGAGGGUUCGGCAACGAGGCAGGAUCGACGCCUUGUCAACCAAACGCGCGCUAACGUCGUGCUGGCCGCUGAUGCUGCCACGUGUCCGAUCUCGUGCUUGCCCACAGUGCCACGUGGAAGGUGCAACUUGCUUCUAGGUGGCUGACGGCGCACGCGACCUAGCGUCGUUCAGCUGCGUUGCUCAGCUGCGUCAAAGUCAUUCGCACCGGCAAGGUGCAACGCCACAGGCUCUCGAUGCAUCGCCGUCCUCGCCCUCAAACUGGCCUCGUCGACAAUAAUGUCCAUGGGAUAUCAGUACAUGUCGGAUACAGUACGUUGGAGGAGCCAUGGUCAAGUACUCGUACAAGCAAAGCGAGUUACUAGUUCGUUCGUACGGUAGCGCUAGCGUAGGUGCGCCGCGUCGAACGCUGGCUCGCCCAUCCCGCCCAAUAAAUCUUUCGCAGGCACCAAUCGUAGUCUGUG
Molecule: messenger RNA, 1727 nt
Organism: Saprolegnia diclina VS20
Lineage: Eukaryota; Oomycota; Saprolegniomycetes; Saprolegniales; Saprolegniaceae
Product: serine/threonine protein kinase
Exons: 1
Coding region: 91-1050 (319 amino acids)
Biological process (GO): protein phosphorylation
Molecular function (GO): protein kinase activity; ATP binding
Source: RefSeq, a predicted model, not a curated record